AUGAGAGACCGGCGGAUUGAUAGGUUCAUCCUCCUUCCCUUCUCCGUCGGCUGUGUCUCUGAGUCUAGUGUUGCAGUCUACGAAAACCAACCCAAGAGAGCACAGAGGGAUGGAGCCCCAAACACACCGAGUAACAUUCUUUUCUUCUUCCUAGUUGGUGGAGAUGGUGACAGGCGGCAGUCUACUGUAGAAGUCAAGAACUCAUCUGCUGUCCUUGCCUUUCCAAAGCCCAACAUCUCUGCAGGGAUUCAGAAGCUAGUCAAGAGCUUCAAGAGCUUGUCCCAACAUGUUGUUGUGUUGUACAAGGAAGAGGAUGAAGAGGUGGAGAUGGAGAUUGGGUUCCCAACAGAUGUGCAACAUGUGGCCCACAUAGGAUGUGAUGGAUUCAACAGCAGCAUGAGCAGCAACAAGAACUGGGACAGAGCCCCCGAGUUGCUGCCCCUCCCCUCCCCAAUGCAGCAGUAUGAGCUAGCCGUGGCUGCACAGGCUGGAGCCCCUCCACCCUACGGUCCCCGUGCGUCUUGGCCACAGUGA
Musa acuminata AAA Group (dessert banana) is the source of this 534-nucleotide messenger RNA. RefSeq names its product CRIB domain-containing protein RIC4. NCBI's taxonomy places the organism in Eukaryota, Viridiplantae, Streptophyta, Magnoliopsida, Zingiberales, Musaceae. The coding region runs from base 1 to 534 and encodes 177 amino acids. The record is from RefSeq and is a predicted model, not a curated record. The transcript is spliced from 2 exons.